Messenger RNA from Fusarium venenatum, 1119 nucleotides. RefSeq lists its product as uncharacterized. Lineage: Eukaryota; Fungi; Ascomycota; Sordariomycetes; Hypocreales; Nectriaceae. The record is from RefSeq and is a predicted model, not a curated record.
AUGGACUCAAACGCUCCCAACGACCACAACGACCACAACGGUGGAGUGAACCGCCGUAUAUUCGUUGAUUUGACUCGGGUCGAGGAUUCGCCAACCCAACAAGUGCGAUACGACGAGUCAAGUUUAUACGGUCUUACUGUAUAUAUUGGUGGGCAUCAGGGUAUUUGGCUGCCUUAUAAUAUAGAACAGACGCCUGCAGCAAACUCCGAGAUCACCCACCCAGUUGAUCUCGACUCACUUCGUCAGGCGACAGAGCCAUUGGAGGGUGACAUUCCUCAACCUCACCAGCCCGUCGCCCCUCAUCAAGUCCCCCAAGUACCUCCCCCCAAUCGAGUUCCAAAGAGAACCCGAGAGGAUUUGGAGGAAGAUCAGCUUGAAGCUCAAGCCCCAAGCAGCAAAAGACCGCCGCUUAGGAGCCUCAGCAGUCGCCCAGAUGGUCAGUGGCCUGGUAAUCCCAUGCCUCAUUUUGACCAGUCUUUCCAGGGAGGAAAUGGUGAUCCUCAAGGGCAUCUCUUACGCCCGAACGUGCCUGGUUUUUGGAACCCGCAGGCGCCUAUGGGUAACUCAUACCCCAUGGUAAAUGGUAUGGGUUGUGAUACCAGAUCCGCCAGACCAUUUCCCACGAACCAACCUCGGCCCGGGGCUUCUAUGCCUGAUGCUUACACAAUGCCUGCUAAUGGCACGCCUGGUUUUCCGGUAGCAACCCAGGCCAACCAUUUUCCUCCUGUGCCAGCCAACUACGUUGUUAGCACGGCUGGUCCACAAGGUCAGUUCCAUGGGUUCCAUCAUCUAACACAGCAGAUGGUGCCGAAUGGGGGUCAAAUGAGGCCACUGGCGCCACAGAUGGGACCUCAGAUGAAUGGUCAGGCGCCCUAUAUGAACAGAGGAUAUAUGCCUCCGUCGAAUGGGGUACCUCAGCGGAUGCAUCCCAUGGUACAGAUGCAAGGGUCCCAUAUGCAUCCCGUGGCCCAGAAGCCAGAGACUCCGAUGCCUGAGACUCAGAUGUCAGAGUCCCAAAUGGAAGUGCCUCAGACAAACGAGGAGCAUUCGCCUCAGGCAAAUGUGGGAGAUACCACGACCCAAAUCGAUGAUGAGCUGCACCAGAAGUCUACGCACUAG